AUGCGAUAUGAUUCACGGACUCCUGAAUGUAAUGAACAAGCUCGUGUACCUCCUGCCAGAAGUCCUACCAAUGCAUCUAUGUCCACUUUGUCGUUUACAUCUGACGAUUCAACAAGAAUGAGUUAUUCCAUGGAUGAUCGAAAUGGCAGCGAAAUGGAAUUUUCGAUCUCGGGUUCAAUGGAUGCACCUACGUAUCGUGAUAAUGAUGGUGCUCAGGAUGGUGAUGGCCCACAAGCACCUGGUAUGCAAAAUGCUAUGCAACAAGAGGAUGAUGCCAAUACCAAUGACCAGGCCAGUACCAGUGAAGAAGGACGCAGCUGGAUUUUCGCCUACAAGUAUGGUGAACGAUACAUGACUGAACAAGGCAAGGAGCGUAUCCGUUGCAAAGUUGGCAAUUGUACCAAGACGUAUUCAAGUAUCAAGAAAACUACAACAACAUUUAUCACGCACCUUCGCAACUCGCAUGGCAUUACCGAGUUCACUGGGCCUCAUGCACACGAUAAGAAACGAGGAGGCCCACUUGAUUCAUUUCUGGCAAAGCGUACCAGAACAUUCGACCAAAAUGAAUUCAACCAGCAAUUCAUCAAGUUCCUUGUGUCCGGCAAACUGCCAUUUACCACGUCUGAAAAUAAGCACCUUCAACGAUUGUUGGAGAUGGCGCAAAAGGCACCAACAAUGGCUGCUAUCAAACUUCCAAACGCUGAUACAUUUGCAAGGAAGACCACUGUGGAGUACCAUGCAUGCUAUGAUCGGCUUAGGACCAUGUUACAUGAUUUGCCUGCCAUUUCAUGCACCUUGGAUUGCUGGACCAGCCCAUUCAAUCAGGCUUUUCUUGGAGUGACAGGCUACUGGAUAUGUGAGAAGACAUGGACCAUGCAAGAAGUCAUGUUGGGAUUUGAACCUCUUGAUGGGCCACAUACAAGUGAGAACCUUGCAAGCGCUUUUACCACUUUGUUGGAUAACCUUGGUCUUGGUGCAAAGUUGUUCACAAUAACCACCGACAAUGCAUCGAACAUGGAGAAGAUGGCUGACCUGCUUGAAGCACAUUCAUUACAAGACAAUGCAUGGUCUUUCAUGGCAACUCGACGUAUCCCAUGUGUUGGCCAUGUCAUCAAUCUUGCAGUACAAGAGAUAAUCAAGAAUGGGUUUUCUUCAGAGGCACCAGAAGAUAUUAUGGAUGUGGAUAAUGAUCUGUGUGAUACCACUACCCUUGCCAAGCUGAGAAAAGGCAUAUUGAAGAUCAGAUCAUGA
This is a messenger RNA of Lichtheimia ornata, 1251 nucleotides long. RefSeq lists its product as uncharacterized. The transcript has 4 exons. Bases 1 to 1251 code for a protein of 416 amino acids. The record is from RefSeq and is a predicted model, not a curated record. NCBI's taxonomy places the organism in Eukaryota, Fungi, Mucoromycota, Mucoromycetes, Mucorales, Lichtheimiaceae.